AUGUCAUCUUCGGCACUGGCAACGUCAUGCAGCCAGCCGGCGGGAGUCCCGGCGAACAACAAGAAGAAGAGAGCCUACAUUGCUUUGGGCGGAAAUCUGGGCGACCGCAUUGGCUGGAUUGAAAAGGCAUGCCGCGAAAUGGACAGUCGGGGCAUCCGGGUGCUACGGACAAGCAGCCUGUGGGAGACGGAGCCCAUGUACGUGCUCGAACAGGACAAGUUUGCCAACGGCGUGUGCGAGGUGGAAACUGAUCUGGAACCGCUGGCGCUGCUGGAUCAGCUUCAGGACAUUGAGCGGACGCUUGGGCGCAAAAAGUUGAUCGACAAGGGUCCGCGCAACAUCGACCUUGAUAUUUUGCUGUACGGCAAUGAGACCGUCCAGCACGAGCGGCUCAUUAUCCCCCAUAUUGGCAUACCGGAGCGGGAAUUUGUUUUGCGACCACUUGCACAACUGGCACCCAACAUCCCAUUGAACCCGGUGCGCCCCUGGAAGCUUGUUCAGGACUACCUCAACGAGCUGCCACCACAGGCCGAGCCCCUGACUCCUUUGACACCCUUUGGCCGGUCCCAUGCGCCACUACAGGCCCUGCGUGCCAACCGCCGCACAAUCGUUAUGGCCAUCCUGAACGUCACGCCCGAUUCAUUUUCUGACGGCGGAAAGCACUCGGCCGCCGAUACAGAAUCUCUCGCCGCGCUGGCUGAGACGGUGAAAGGAUUCGUUGCAGCGGGCGCUACGGUGAUUGACAUUGGCGGCCAGUCGACGGCACCGGGCCGGCCGCAGGUGUCGGCAGAUGAGGAGUUGGCACGCGUGGUGCCGGCGAUCCAGAUGAUCCGUGCUGACCCUGCGUACGACGCAAUUGCUAUCAGCGUGGACACAUACCGGGCAUCAGUGGCCGAGGCUGCGGUGAAGGCAGGCGCUGAUAUGAUCAACGAUGUGUCGGCUGGCGAUAUGGACGCGGAUAUGCUGCCUACGGUAGCACGGCUUGGUGCCACAGUGUGCCUAAUGCACAUGCGUGGCACGCCGGAAACGAUGAGCAAGCUGAACAAGUAUGGUGCCGCUGAGGGUUCGCCGGACAGGGAAGGACAGGCUGCGACGACCAGUACCGGCAGUGUACCGAUCAUCGAGGCAGUGGCACGCGAACUACUGGUGCGUAUUGAGGCGGCCGAGGCGGCCGGCAUCCGCCGGUGGCGCAUCGUGUUGGACCCGGGCCUGGGCUUUGCCAAGGUGGGCGACCAGAAUAUUGACGUGCUGCGGCACCUAUCGGAGCUGCGCGAAUGGGCCGGCCUGGAGGGCCUACCGUGGCUGGUGGGCUCGAGCCGCAAGAGCUUUAUCGGGCGCACGACAGGCGUGGCCACGCCGGCGGAGCGCGUCUGGGGCACGGCUGCAACGGUGGCAGCAGCAGUGCAAGGCGGUGCGGACAUUGUGCGAGUGCACGAUGUGAAGGAGAUGGCACAGGUUGUUGCGAUGGCUGAUGCCAUAUGGCGGUACUAG
This is a messenger RNA of Sporothrix brasiliensis 5110, 1491 nucleotides long. RefSeq names its product 2-amino-4-hydroxy-6-hydroxymethyldihydropteridine diphosphokinase. Gene Ontology annotation, molecular function: 2-amino-4-hydroxy-6-hydroxymethyldihydropteridine diphosphokinase activity; dihydropteroate synthase activity. Gene Ontology annotation, biological process: tetrahydrofolate biosynthetic process. Bases 1 to 1491 code for a protein of 496 amino acids. The transcript is spliced from 2 exons. The record is from RefSeq and is a predicted model, not a curated record. Gene Ontology annotation, cellular component: mitochondrial envelope. Lineage: Eukaryota; Fungi; Ascomycota; Sordariomycetes; Ophiostomatales; Ophiostomataceae.